This is a messenger RNA of Owenia fusiformis, 748 nucleotides long. The record is from the annotation of a GenBank genome assembly. NCBI's taxonomy places the organism in Eukaryota, Metazoa, Annelida, Polychaeta, Sabellida, Oweniidae.
CAAUACUUCAUUUAAUUCAUCUCUGAUGUUUUCCUAAAUACGGGUUCGUUGUUGAUCACUGUCAGCAAAAACACAUCUUGGAUUACCGAGGUAUAAAGUUUUCAAAUCUUUGAUUACCAAGAUAUGAAUCGAGGUUUUCACAUACUGGAUAACAAAGGACAUAGGUAGAACCUACCUGUUUAGCCCAUAGACGCAACAAUGUGGAAGCUAUUAUUUGUGGCCUGUUGUUUAUCGUUUUGUAAAGCAGAUAAACCAUGGUGUGGAGGCACUAUCUGGAAGGAAACAGAUGUCCAAAAUUUGGCACUUGGGAAACCUGCUUCCCAAUCCUCAUCCUCGGCAUUAAAUGCUGGUCUUGCUGUCGAUGGUGUAGAGGAUGGCGAAUACAACCAUGGCUCAUGCACCCAUACUCACAUGACAACCAUGAAUUGGUGGAUGGUUGACUUGCAUGAUAUUUAUCCAAUUGGAUCCGUCAAGCUGAUUAACAGGCAAUGUGGCGAAAACAAUUGUGGAAGUCCUCCAACCGAUUAUGAACCACUAGUAGAAGAUCAUCUUCAAAAUUUCAAAAUUGAAGUCAGCAAAGACUCAAAAAAGUGGAAAUUAUGUACCUACUUCAGAAGUACAUUGGAAUCUUGUAAAAAAGGCUGUCAGAUGUUUUACUGUCCAAGUGGAUUGAGGGGGCGCUAUGUGAGGAUUCAGCUGCAACACAGGGAUUUAUUAUAUCUAUCACUCUGUGAAGUUGCUGUUUUUC